AUGUCUAGACCCCACACCUCUCCGCAGAAGUAUCUGAUCUCCCAGGCUCUGAAAGCUGAACGGGAUGUAUCUGCAGCAACCUCUCAACGGCAAGCCCUGGAGGCUGCUAUUACAGUUGCUGAGCAUUACAUGAAGGCGUUAAGUCUGGCAGAUAAUACCAAAGAUAGACAGACGCUCGACACGAAAUGCAAGGAGUGGCUUUCCAGAGCAGAAAAGAUCAAAGAAGCAAAAGACUGGCGAUCUGUGAGCCGUGCUCAUGCGCAAAAUACAUCUGAACUACAAACGCCAUCGUCUACACGCACCCUCACUACUAGGGAAGAAAUCAUUCUUCUCGAAGGGGCCAAGCUAAAUGGCUUCAUAUUUCCACCAUGGGCAGGGCCACCCAGUCUAGAAGAAUUUGAACUUCUACAGGGGUCAGCUUUGUUCACCGACAAGCCCGACCUUCAUCUCUCUGAGAAGCAGAAGGCCAUAUUUAAUGGCUGGAAGCGGCCUUAUGAACUACUGUCCAAGUCUGUAGUCGGGGCAAUAUCUGAACGCGGUUUGGACAAGGUAAGAGUUAUUCCGAUAUUUGCGGCCUUCUGUUUCGGGAAUUUGACCUGUAAUAAGAACUAUCUCCCUGUGAUCUAUCCUUGCGAAUAUUACACAAGCUAUCCCAAACCUUCACCUUCAGGAAGAUAUAUCCUUCGUUUCUACUUCAAUGGGUGCUUCAGAAAGGUGAUCAUUGACGAUCGUUUGCCAUCGACAAAGACCUCGAGAUCACUUCACGUAGUGGAUCGAAACAACCCGAACUUUCUGUGGCCAGCGCUCGUGGAGAAGGCAUAUUUGAAGGUUCGAGGAGGUUAUGACUUCCCCGGGAGCAAUUCCGGAACCGAUUUAUGGGUAUUAACAGGCUGGAUACCAGAGCAAGUAUUCCUCCAUCAUGAGGACGUGACGUGCGAGCAGCUCUGGAAGCGUCUCUUCAAAUCAUUCCACCACGGCGAUGUAUUGUUGACAAUUGGCACUGGGAAACUAACGGAAAGGGAGGAGGAAGAACUGGGCCUAGUCAGUGAACAUGAUUAUGCGAUUCUUGAUAUGAAAGAAAUUCGAGGCCGUCGCCAAAUGCUUGUGAAAAAUCCCUGGGCUGGAGCGGACAUUGCUACCGGAGAAAGGCACUGGGAGCCUAGAAACAUACCCGAAGACCGGUCUGCUCUCUCACCUGGGACUUUCUGGAUGGAUUGCGAAAAUGUCCUACAAAAUUUCGAGAACCUCUAUCUCAACUGGAAUCCUACACUGUUCAAAUUUCGAGAGGACAUUCAUUUCACAUGGGAUCUCGCAAGCGGUAAGGGAGUUCCUGGUUGUUUCGUGAAAAAUCCGCAAUUUGCAGUAUCCACCGAGACUGGAGGUACUGUCUGGCUGCUACUCAGCAAACACUUCAAGACCGUUGAGCUUUCCGGUCAUUCCUCGCCAGAAAACAGCCAAACUGGCUUCAUUAGUCUGUAUGUUUUCAAUGCAGAUGGCAAGCGAGUCUCCCUGAGUGACGGGACGCUCCACCGUGGGCCUUACGUGGAUUCACCCAACACGCUCAUGAGACUGGAAAUGCCACCUAAAACGACUUUCACUGCAGUUGUCUCCGAAGAAUCUCUCCCUGCUGCGAGCCAGAGUUUUACAUUGUCUGCCCUCGCAAUUGCACCUGUGUAUAUUGCACCAUCACAGAAUAAAUACAUGUGUGUGAGCAAGGUACAGGGUGCUUGGACGCCAUCAACAGCAGGCGGUAAUGCAGAAUCGGCCCGGUAUCCUCUAAACCCGCAAUUUAGCCUCAUGCUUUCCAAGGCGACUGAUAUCUCCAUUUUGUUGGAAUCGUCUGACACUGAGCUUGCCAUCCACGCCAAGCUUUUUCAUUCGAACGGCAAGCGCGUGUCUAGAGUUCGCAAUCGCGAUAUCAUCACUGACAGUGGCGACUACCGACGUGGCGCGGCUCUCGCGGAAACAAAACAUUUAGAAAAGGGCGUAUACACGAUUGUUUGUUCCACCUUUGCUUCAGACCAACUUGGUCGGUUCACGCUAUGGGUCUCGUCAAUGGUUCCUUGUGAGGUCAAGCCACUCGCUCCAGAAGCAGCAGGGCGACGAGCCGUUAUCUCAGACAUUGGCAUCUUGUCACCAGGGAGAGACAGGAUGCUGGCUCCUCUUCAAGUAUCUCGCCUUACGAGAAUUAAACUUAUUGCGAGAAGUCGUCAGUCCACGAUCGGAAGCCAUCCUGUCGGCCCUUCGCCAGUGCUUAUGACAAUCGAACUGGGCCAGGGUCCUUACAAAGAGAUUUUGGCCACCUCAGAAGACGGAGAUCAUAGCGAUGCCAUAUCCGGAGUACGCAUCGAAGACUUUGACCUGCAACCGGGUCUAGAGGACAGUGGCGGAGUCUGGAUUGUCCUCGAAAGGAUCGGAGGCCCUGGUGGCCAGGUAGAAGAUCACUUUGAGGUGGAAGCCCUGGCCGAAGAACGAGUUGGGAUUGGAGAAUGGAUUAUUGAAGACGCUUGA
This is a messenger RNA of Aspergillus clavatus NRRL 1, 2511 nucleotides long. Its product is annotated as calpain-like protease PalBory. NCBI's taxonomy places the organism in Eukaryota, Fungi, Ascomycota, Eurotiomycetes, Eurotiales, Aspergillaceae. Gene Ontology annotation, biological process: proteolysis. Gene Ontology annotation, molecular function: calcium-dependent cysteine-type endopeptidase activity. The coding region runs from base 1 to 2511 and encodes 836 amino acids. The record is from RefSeq and is a predicted model, not a curated record. The transcript has 4 exons.